AAACACGCAGGGCUUACUCAGAAGAUUAGAAGGGAAACGGGGCAAAAGACAACAGAGUCUCUUUUGUAGUGGGGAGGGAUUACGGCAUCAAGUGACCGGCUGCAGCUCCCGAGUGGGUUUCAGGCUCCUUAGCGCACCGUGCCUGUCAGGUUCAAUCCCUCCAUCAGCCAAGGGGGCACGGGGAGGUGGACCGUGGCGGGGGCCACAAAGGAGCCAGCGAGGGCACAUGUGGGACCAAACCUCCACAGCCCCAGCGCAGCGCAGGAGCCCAUGACUGACCUGUGAUGACGGUGACAUACACCAACCGGGUGGCUGACGCCCGCCUGGGCACCUUCUCCCAGCUCCUGCUCCAGUGGAAAGGAAGCAUCUACAAACUUCUCUACUCCGAGUUCCUUAUUUUCAUCUCCCUCUACUUCACCAUCAGCCUUGUCUACAGGCUGAUCCUGACUGAGAGUCAAAGGCUGAUGUUUGAGAAGCUGGCGCUCUACUGCAACAGCUACGCUGAGCUGAUCCCCGUGUCCUUUGUGCUGGGUUUCUACGUGGCUCUGGUGGUGUCCCGCUGGUGGGCUCAGUACGAGAGCAUCCCCUGGCCCGACCGCAUCAUGAACUUGGUCUCCUGCAACGUGGACGGGGAGGACGAGUACGGGCGGCUCCUGCGGCGCACCCUCAUGCGCUACAGCAACCUGUGCAGCGUGCUCAUCCUGCGCUCCGUCAGCACCGCCGUCUACAAGCGCUUCCCCAGCAUGGAGCACGUCGUGAGGGCAGGCCUCAUGACACCAGAGGAGCACAAGAAGUUCGAGAGCUUGAAUUCCCCCCACAACAAGUUCUGGAUCCCGUGUGUGUGGUUCUCCAACCUGGCUGUGAAGGCGAGGAACGAGGGCAGGAUCCGGGACAGCGUGCUGCUCCAAGGCAUCCUCAACGAGCUGAACACCUUGCGCAGCCAGUGCGGGCGACUCUACGGCUACGACUGGAUCAGCAUCCCCCUGGUUUACACACAGGUGGUGACCGUGGCCGUUUACAGCUUCUUCCUGGCCUGUCUGAUCGGGCGGCAGUUCCUGGACCCAGACAAAGCGUAUCCUGGCCAUGAACUAGAUCUCUUCGUGCCCGUCUUCACAUUUUUGCAGUUCUUCUUCUAUGCUGGCUGGUUAAAGGUGGCCGAGCAGCUCAUCAAUCCUUUUGGGGAGGACGAUGAUGACUUUGAAACCAACUGGCUGAUCGACAGGAACCUGCAGGUGUCCCUGAUGGCGGUGGAUGAGAUGCAUCAAGAUUUGCCCAUUCUGGAGAAGGAUCUUUACUGGAACGAGCCUGAUCCCCAGCCGCCCUACACCGCAGCCACCGCCGAGUACAAGCGCCCAUCGUUCCUUGGCUCCACUUUUGAUAUCAGCAUGCAGAAAGAAGAGAUGGAAUUCCAGCCCCUGGAGCAAAUUAAAGAGAACGAGGAAGCCAACCACUCCACACCGUUACUGGGGCACCUGGGCCGCCUCCUUGGUGUCCAGUCACCCAGCUUCUCCAGGUCCUCGUCCCGGAUGAACCUGCUGCGCCGGCGGGGAGACCCCACGUCCCCCUUCUCCCAUUACACGUACCAAGACAUGGGCAAGCCCGGGAGCCCUUGCAGCAUCAACCGGCCCAGGGGAGACUCGAGCUCGCAGGACCAGUGGGACAGCGAGGAAGGAAAACUCAGGGAGUUCGACGCCUUCAUGUCGACCCCGUUUUACGAAAGACCGGGUUUCUACAGCGCUCCGCAGACGCCCAUCAGCUCCAUCCCCAUGAUUUUCCCUUCGAGACGCCAAGGCCGCAAGAAGCCGCCUGCGCUCUCCAGCAUCGCUGCGUGCUCGACUUCUCUUAAGGAUGUCAUUGUCAACUCCUCACCUUCCAGAGCCAGCGAUACAUAUAAGAGCCAGAGCUCCAUCGGCUCUGGCGCAAAGGAAACGUUUAUUUGGCCAACAGAUCGGAGCAAAGGUCCUGAGUCACUGGUUGAAACAGCAGAAGAAAAGAGCAGCUCUAACAGUAAAAGCAGAGAAGCUGCCAUCACAGCAAGUCCGGGAGCUCAGUCCACAGCAUCAGACAGCCCCAAGUUCCCCUUCCUGGCAGAGUCCCCAGAGCACGAGAAGCAGGGCAGCUUCAAGAGCCUGAAGAGUCUGAAAGCUUCCCACCCGCCCUGGUUAAACCUGGAGAACGCAGCAUCAGCCACCCCCAAUUCCGAGCAUUCGAGUGCCUUUCACACCCCCAGUAACAAAACCCCCGGCGGCAGCACCUCCUUCUGCUUCUCCUUCACCCCCGUGACAUCCCCAGUGCUUCAGAGAUCCCCCAUGGGGAACACGGGCCCUGAUGCUCACAGCUUAAGUUUAGAAGAUGCGGCCAGCCCUCCAGAGCAUCAUCCAGCAGAGGUUUCCAGGACCACCAGGGAUACUGGAAACGGAAGCGCUAAUACACCGUCUACAAAAGAAGCAAGAAGAGCAGAAAGUCCGUCCCCCAACGACUCCGGCAUCUCUCUGGCCGAAGGUGACUACGUGGGGCUGAUGGAGGUGAUCAUGGAGACCAGCGAAAGCACGUGUGAGGAACAGACAGAUCAGUGCAGCUAGAGGAGACCAAGACACGCAGUUCUGUUGAGAUACCUGCCAUAUUAGCGAUAUUGCGGUAUCUUUACACCUGGCCACACUGGCACUCACCCAAACAGAAGGGUAGUGCAGCCAAACUACUGCUGGAACACACAGCUAAAGCCCAGCCCAGGCUAAAACCAGCACUAAUGACCUACUGCUACUGGGCUCAGGUAUGGUAGCAGGCACAACUAAUGGAACCAAUAAAAAACCCUCCAAUGUAGCAAAGAACAAAUCAGACUGAGUAUUAAGUAUUGCAGAUACCCAACAGAAGAGAAAUAGCUCAGCAGGUAGUAGCCUGAAGGACCUGGAGUGCAGGUGCAGCCCAAACCUGAAGAGGAAUAUAGUUAUUAAUGAUCACUCCCCCCUCAUCACCACAGCAAGAACCAGAACCUGAGCUUUAUGGUAACAUUUGGCACAAGGCCCAUCACAAGUGUCAGGCAGGACAUGCACCACUGCCAAGAUACCCCAGGGGAGGGAAGGGACUGCAGCAAAUCACGUCAUUUGUGGUGCACAGCCACAGUGCUGCCUCAAGUCACACCGAGCCGGUGUUGUCCAGCUCUGGAAAUGUGAUGGGAUAAGGCAGGGCAAGCGUCUAUUAAAAAAGCAGCUGCAGUUCAAAGAUUAUUUGCCCAGCACGUUGCUCCCUUUUGAAGUUCCACAUCACAUCUGCCAUUAAUUUGACAGUGCUCAAAGUCAUCUGGAUGGCAGCAAACACCACACAGCUGAGUUUUUACUGUCUUCCCUAAGAAAAUAAAAGCAAGGCUGAAGUCCAGGA
This is a messenger RNA of Columba livia (rock pigeon), 3375 nucleotides long. RefSeq names its product bestrophin 1 (gene BEST1). Gene Ontology annotation, molecular function: chloride channel activity. The coding region runs from base 285 to 2582 and encodes 765 amino acids. The record is from RefSeq and is a predicted model, not a curated record. The transcript is spliced from 10 exons. NCBI's taxonomy places the organism in Eukaryota, Metazoa, Chordata, Aves, Columbiformes, Columbidae.